GACGGCCACGAGUUGCCCGCGAUGCUGUUCCGCAAGUCCGCCACCGUCCCAGGCGUGGACUGCUGGGUGAGGCCGACCCUCUUCGGCGGCCUCCACAACGACGGGGUGAGCGAGGAGGAGAGCCCCUCGAGCCACAAGGACUCCUCGCUCCACGCGGCGGACCACGAGCUGGGCUUCGCCAGGCGGUCCUCCGUCGAGGCGCUCGCGGGCGAGGUCCGGGCCCUGCGGGAGGAGCAGGGCGACAUCAAGGCCCUGCUCCAGGAGGUGGUGGCGCGGCUGCCGCCCCCGCAGGCGCAGGAGAGUACGCCCAAGCGCCGGGGCUCUGCGCUGACCUGA
This is a messenger RNA of Prorocentrum cordatum, 336 nucleotides long. Lineage: Eukaryota; Dinophyceae; Prorocentrales; Prorocentraceae. The record is from the annotation of a GenBank genome assembly.